AUGGCCUACAGCGCGUGCUUCUUGCACCAGAGUGCACUUGUCUCCUCCGCCGCACGAUCUUCUUCGCUUCGCCAUGUGUCCUUCUCUAGACCCGUCCAUUUAGCAUGUAGAGCUCAACAACAGUCUCAGGAAGACGUGAACUCUGCCAUCUCUCGCCGUCUUGCCCUCACCUUCCUCGUCGGUGCUGCUGCCGUCGGAUCCAAAGUCUCUCCUGCUGAUGCCGCCUAUGGUGAAGCCGCAAAUGUAUUUGGCAAGCCAAAGACGAACACAGACUUCAUGCCUUACACGGGAGAAGGAUUCAAAGUCGAGAUCCCAUCAAAGUGGAACCCAAGCAAAGAAGUUGAGUAUCCAGGACAAGUCCUGAGGUACGAAGACAACUUCGACGCCACCAGCAAUGUCUCUGUUAUGGUCACUCCUACAGACAAGAAAUCCAUCACUGAUUACGGUUCUCCCGAAGAGUUCCUUUCUCAGGUCAAUUAUCUCCUUGGAAAGCAAGCGUACUUUGGCGAAACCGCCUCUGAGGGAGGGUUUGAUGCAAAUGCAGUAGCAACUGCAAACAUUCUUGAAUCAUCCGCACAAGAGAUAGGUGGGAAACAGUACUAUUACUUGUCGGUUUUGACAAGAACAGCUGAUGGAGAUGAAGGUGGGAAGCACCAGCUGAUCACAGCUACUGUGAAUGGAGGGAAGCUUUACAUCUGCAAAGCACAGGCAGGAGACAAGAGGUGGUUCAAAGGCGCCAGGAAGUUUGUCGAGAAUGCUGCUACUUCCUUCAGUGUUGCUUGA
Messenger RNA from Microthlaspi erraticum, 783 nucleotides. The record is from the annotation of a GenBank genome assembly. NCBI's taxonomy places the organism in Eukaryota, Viridiplantae, Streptophyta, Magnoliopsida, Brassicales, Brassicaceae.